AUGGCGGCAGCAAAGGGCUGGUCCGGACAAGCCGAGUUGGCGAUCUGCUGCCUUGUUGACGAGACACGCGAGGGAAAAAAAUUGCUAAGAAGAGAUUUUCUCGGUCUUGGCUGCCUGGCGAAGUUUGAAAGUGUUGAGUUUCUUCGCCCGCGUGGAAAGCCUACUAGAAGUAUAAAUUCAAAGUUCUUCCUAGUUGCAAAUAAACGAGCGGUUCUCACAAAAGAUCAUCUUAUGGCGAUCAAGAAGCCAAGAAAAGAUAGAAAGAAGAUUUCCGUUAAAGUUGUCGCCGAAUUUCUGUCAAUGGAGGAUGGCAAAGUGCUCGAACGCAGAGAUUUGAGUGAGUUGUGUAGUUCUUUCGAAAAGGACGUCUACGAUGUAAGUGACGUUACCUACGUCGCUCUCACAAAUCAGAAAGGAAGCAGCUUUUUGCGUUCCAGAUGCUUGGAGGUGUACAACUUCUCGGAAGGAAGCGAAUCGUCAGUGUUAUGGGAUCAACUUCAGUGCCUGGUUUUUAGCAAAGAAACGGUUUCGGAAACAACGCAACAAGAAAGGCCUGUCGCGUUCUCCACGCAAAUCUACGAUCUUUUUCCCUGCGACCAUAGCCCUAGUAGAAAGCGUUUUCGUAAAGAAGAUGAAUUUGCGAAAGGAGACGUACCACUAGGGGCAAUAAUAGCGACUAAAGAUUGCCAGCUUGCAGGAUUUUUGGGUUUUUACAAUAAACACCCUGUGCCACUGUUGUUUGGAAGCAACUUUCAAGAAACAGGUACGUAGUGACUUAUAAAUACAGUAUUAUUUAAAUGCUCUGUGCCACAUAGCUCGGAUAAUUCUUUUUUCCGUUCGUUUGAUUACCACGGUAAAUGAAAUGAACCAUGUAGUUUACAUGCAGACCGAAAAACUUUGUAACAAUAAAAGUACUAUUAUAAUUGAUUAAUUUAUGGCAAAUGCACACUACGAUUUGUCGUCUGUCACUUUGUAAUUAUUUGGGCGUGGCCCAAAUAGAGUAAUGGAAACGGCUUGUUUUGACGCAAAUGUGCAAUAGGUACGCAAUACGUGCUAACGUAAACAAGGUAAGUAAAUAAGCGAACCGAGGCGAAUGCCACGCGAACGUCUUGUACAAGGUAAGAGGCAUGUGGGUAAGAAAGCUCUGCUAGCACACGGCACUUAAUAGCACUUUUCUGAUCUGAAUCUUUAGUAUUUUACCUUAUCGAAAUUUGGAAGUCUGAAGUCCACGAAUGAAAUCUAUCAAAAAUAUUUGGAAUAUUAACGACGGGUUUUGGUCAUAAUAAGAUCACAAGCAACGAACCUUGAAACACAGAAACUUAAAAAGCGGAUCGAAAUCCACCAACCACAAAUCAUAAACAAUGACCUUUUGAACCCGUUGAAGAAAACUUUCGUUUCCUAAGAGGUCCGCUACGAUGAUUGACAUCUGACAUUUUUUUGACGAGAGGAUCGAAAUGCACCAAUCAUAAGGGAACUUAAGAACCACGACGAAGUUCACGACGACGACGUCUGUUGACUGGGAAAAGACUGGAACGAGAACGUCGGUUUCGGCGGGAAAAAGGAAAGUUGAGAUGCGGUCGGUCGGUAGGUCGACGACGACGACACUGAAUGUAAACACAGAUGUAAAACUGUGAUGUUCGUUCGCAACAAAGUUUUUCGCAAUGGCGUCUUUCAAAACAACGCAAGAUCUUUUUAUAUUUGUUCAAGCCGUACGUCUAAUUUCAUUGACGAUGAAAAAUUGUUUGUGCUGUCUGACCAUUUCAAGUGGAAAUACACCUACUUUCCGUACGAAAUUAUUCAACUUUCAACUUGAAUGAGAUGGCCGAGUCCGAGUGUCCGUCAGAGUUUAGAUUUCGAAAAAGAGACAUUCUGAUGUGAUAGCUGUUUUCCAUAUAAAGUUUAUUUCCUCUAUAUUAAAGAUAUAUGAUUUGCCUUACCUAAAUACGUACAAAUAAAUUUAUCACAAUUCACUUACGAGUUCGCUCGCUCGGCCUCCUCAGCUGUUGCCAUUCUUCAAAGUAAAAUCAAUUCAUUAGUCGAAUUUUCAAUCAACAUCGCUUGUUUGGAGAAAAAAGGAACGAUACCUCGAUUUAGGAGGACAAGAAAAUGUAAAGGCCUUCAAAAAUCGCUUAAAACAGUGGAUUUAUACCUGCCGAAGCUUGUGGAUUGCAGGACGACGUGAUUCUACUUUGUCUGGCGUCGUCGACGACACCACGACGACGAAAUUUACUAGUCGCGCUUGCGCAGUACAGUGUAACUCACUUCCGGUCGUCGUCGACCAAGCCGUCGUCGUGGUUCUUAAGUUCCCUAUAGAAAGACCUAAGAGGUCCUCUGAAUUUGCUGUUUUCUUUAUUUUAUGUCCAUUUUCGUUUCCUUAUUUUGUGAUUGGUCGAUUUUGUUAGGUCGAGUGGAUAAUCCAAUGAGGGACGAUUUGGAUAUCGUUUGAUCCGAAAUUUUUCGAAGCAGCAGUGAAAAGCAAUUUGGAUACCCUUUGGCCGCGGCGUUUCCAGGAACGAGUUAAUAUGUUGUUCAAUCAUUUUAUCCCAGGUUAAACUUACAAAUGCACACACUGUUCGCGAUAGGCCCACACUAAAGAAUAACAGUGACUGUUUUCGGAAUGGGCUGGUCCGCGAACUCAAAGAAAAACAAAGGAAAUUAUCAAGACGUUCAAUGACAUCAGAGACUCAUGGACCCCAUAGACAUAAUAACAAAUUUGAAUAUCAGGAGUGUACGUGUAAAACGGCUAACAGUUUGAACAGAGAAAUGUUGAACAAGUUUGAGAGUCGCAAGAUUUGUGUAGGUGGUACGGUAAUCAGUGUGACAAUAGUGAUUUUGAUUUUUGCAUUGCGGAACAUAGCGAGUUGCGUGUGAUAAAAAUCUGUUCCGAUGAAGGACGAGACGAUUGUCAACAAUUGAAACCAAAAGGGACUGAGGCUUCUUUUGGAACUACCGUGAUAACUGCAACAAUUCUUUUUAUUAUUUCAAUUUUGUUUAGCAGGGUGACGGUUAAUGUACUUGUUUUUGUAUUGCGUGUUGUGCUUUUUCAUCUAGUUGUGUAUGUUGUGACGCGGUACAUGUACGAUGCUGUGCGUCGGGAUUUUGCAUUAUCAGCAAGUUUUGUGUUUAAUAAAGUGUUUUGAUGGCAGCGAGGUGACGACAAGAAAAGGUAAUGAGCUAGUUCUACAGAAGGAAAAUUGUGUUGUGGAGGAAAUAUAGGAAGUUGAAUUGAGCUCUCGUCGUAGGAAAUUAUUUAUAACAGAACUUACAAUUUCAAAAUCAGGUUAGUCAAUUAUAUUUUCGGCAUGACAAAUUACCAUAAAAUCGAGAUUGUAAUUCGAAACUCGCGUUGUUUUCAAAAUUUGCAAAAAUCGGGCGCUGCAAAGAAAUAUUUAGGUUGCAAGCGCUUCGAGAUACUGUACCUUCAGAACGGCAUAGCUUUUACUUGUUGUGCUAUAUCUUUCAAAACUUUCAAUCGAUUCUAGCUCAAAACUCUCAAAGCAGCGGUUUAAAUGUUGAAGCCCGUGGCUGGUUGAAAUCGUCUCUUGUUUGUUUUCAAAGGAUUUAGGAUGGAUCGAAUCGAUGGAUCGAUUAUUAUUUUAUCAGCUUGUGGUAUGAACGAAACGUUUUUUUUUUCUCGAUAAAGUUCACUCAACAAAUUUAGAAAGAUUUACUUGACUUUUCAUCGAACUGUCUUUUAAUUGAUAUGACUAUUGAUUGGAACGAUGUCAACGAUCUGACCAUGGAAUGAAAUGACCGGUUACCGUCAUGCCCCUAGCAGACUACCGAUGAGUAAAUUAAAGUCUUUGUUACAGAAAACACGGAAAGUGACACUUUUUGUAUGGAAGAGUAUUCGGAAAAAUACACCAUUGUCGUCUGAAAUUCAUUGUUACGUUAAAAAUAGAAAAGGUUUACACUUAAACAGGUACAGAAGUUAAACUGUAACUGUGUGAGGUUUUUACUAAAGGGGCAACUCAAAAACUAGUUCGUAAACGAGGGAAGGUGUAUAUGUCGUCUAAGCAUCAGAGCACAGGCGAUUUAGGUGGAAUGAGAUAUCCAAAUAGGCUUCUAAGUAAGAAUUUGCCCCUCUGUACGUGUAAUUAUCCAUUUUAUAGUGCUUAAAACAGUUUGAAUCACUGGGUUAAUUUUGGCCAAUGUAAGCUUUGUACUGAUAUAGAGAAGAAUCCAGGAUCUUCAGUUUAUGCAGAUGCUACAAAAACAAUUAAUGCUCCAUACUGUCAAGGAAAUGUUACAGGAUUUCGGGAAAAUGGUGGACAACGAUGUGUCGCAAUGAGUCUGUGUGCUCUAAUUUACAGUAAGAUAACAAAGAUUACUUCAGUUGAUGAUAUGACUCAAAUAAUGAUUGUUGAUAUUCAAUUAUAUUCUAGUCUGUCACUGCUUGCAAGACAAUAAUCUAUGUUAACGUUAACAGAAUUGCCAGGAAUGGUUACAGUGUUUGAGCAGUUUUUCCACCUUGAAUACAGUGACCAGUAACAGUUAUACUUGUAACAUCCAUCACUACUGUAUAUGCCACUCACAGGUUACAGCAUUUGAAACACUCUUGGCACUGAACUACAACUCAUUCAUUUUAACGGUGGCAAUUAUUGGUGUUGGUAUCUACAGCACUGGGGCUGGGGGAUAUAAUGUAUUUGAUUCUCAUGCUAGAGAUAUGUAUCAUAACAAUCAAGUGAAAGGACAUGUGUAUGGGAAAUACCAUCCAUGCAUAAAUUAGUAUAAUAUUUUCAGACUCUACAUAGGAAUGAGGAUAUACAUGAAUUUAAAGGUGUGUACAUAUUGCCACCUUUGAACCUCAUCUUUUCUCAAGCAAUGUUGAAAAUUGUAGUAUAUCAAAUUUUAAUAGUUACCAAUGUUCCUGUAAACAGUGCUACAAUAUACCCUUAGCAGUUUAUGCAAUGCGUUACUCUCUUAUUAAUCUUUGUGGAUACUGGACUUAAGGAACUUCAUUUGCCCUUGUUAAUAACCGGAAUACACUGUACAAAGUGAUGGAUGUGAAAACACAUCUGUCAGUAUCAGUGGAGCUGAGAUAAACCUUACUUACCGGGCUGUAAUCACUUAUGUCCUAAGUUGCAAUUUGGCUCCAAGCAUGUCUGCAUUGAAGAUGUGCAUAUUUUCAAACAUUGUCGUGAAAUGACACUAUUUUUGUCGUGGAUUGGGGCAUACUGUAUAAGCUGCGCGGUUCCGCCAGCAAGUGGAGUAAAGUAUUUGUCUUGUCAGGUAAGAUAUGAUGACAGUUCUUUAGCUGCAAUAAGGCAUGUUCAAAGUAUCAUAUCCAUAGUACGACCACGCCCAAAUAUACGCUGACACAGCGUCUUGUUCAAAAUUAUAUUGAUCUGUAUCAUUUAAACGUAAAAUUGCAACUCAAUGUAAACUUGUCAGAGAUUUCAACCCUGUCAACUAAAAAAGGGAGGUCUUACACACCGCUCCCACGAGCGCCAAAGGUGCAGGGUUGUAGGGGGUUCUGAAGGCAUGCUCCCUCGGGAAAAAUUUAAGAUAUGUGCCUCUAAGAUGCCAUUUCCUGCAUUUUGAGGUCACAGUCAAAGAAAAUACUGUGCCCAAAAUUAUCAUAGGCUCAUUUUCGGAUGCCAAAAGGGUAAAAAUGGCUGAGAGACCACAGAGAAACAGCAAAGAAGCAUGCUAAAAGACUGGUUAAAGAAAAAAUGGAAGAGUUUCUCAAACUGGGAGAAUAUUAAAUGAAAACAGGGGGCCGGAAAUAUUUGCCUAAAACGGGAGGGUUGCAAUCCUGACUUACAUGUAAAUUAGCAGUGCUCCACGCGUGGGCGAGUGUAGCUCCACACCUAAGAAAAUGUGGUAAUCUACCCAUUCAAGAAAUUUUGGUUAUCUCUUCACUGUGGUUGUUUACCAUUUACCACAAAUUCCCGGAAAUUCCUGUUGGGAUGUCAAUGGUAAAUGUUUUUUGGUUCGUUUCACUGGAAAAUUCCUGGGACAAACGGAAAUUCUGAAAAGGUAGUCCGGUUUUCCCGGUUGGGAUGUUCUGCGUGGAAAUUCGUUUACCAUUUACAGGUUUCUUGAGUUUUGUGCUAGUUUCAUGUUGUAACUAGAAUCCAGUCUAUCGCGCUACAGGGUUUAUCAUAACUGAAUCUGUCAGUAGGCAAGAUGAAGCGAAUCCUGCAUUCUGAUUGGAUAUGUGAGCGGGCAAGAUGGGCCAGGAUUUCCCGUGUUGGUCCAGCAAGAAAAAGUUCUCUUUUUGGCCAUAUAAUAAAUCCUUUAUGUUUCAACCCUAACUUUUUUUAACUUUUCCUUCCCUCCUCGAUUAGCUGUAGGCUACUUUGCCGGCAAGGAUCAAUUAUGGCUGGUUUCAAAAGUGUUUUUAAUAAACUUGAACCUUUAAUGACCAGGCUUGUUCAGUUUAAUGGCUGUAUGUUGGUCUCAUUCUUUUUUGACCAGCACGAAGUCCAGGUCAACAAAAUCAGCCAAUAUCCAUCCAUCUUGACCUCACACUUGGUCAAUAAUGCAGUGUCUACAAAGUUGAAUGUACAAAAGAAAAAUUCUGAGCCUUGAACAUGCGCAUGCAAGUUUUGAUUUCAUGUGUAAGAUGUCAUUUUGUGAAAUUUGACAUUUAUUUUCUCGGGCUCUCAUAAGAAAUUUUCUUUGGUGUUAUCACAGAUAACUAAUUACAUCUAUAGCCCUUGAAAAUUAAGUUAUUCUGGUACAAGGUUUUUGUCCACUGAAAAUUAAAAAUUACUCAAUUUCAUACGUUAAUCAUGCUUUUUUUUUCUUAGGUGAGACAAUGACUCAUACUGGACAAGAAUCACAGGGGUGUGCUUUAGAGAGUGUUAGUCAUACGUCCUAUCAAAGUCAGCUAGCUGGGCUGCGGUCAAGAGCACUCUGUCUUGAGGAUUAUCUCAGUCAACCUUCAUUCAUGUCACCGUUGGCAGUAAAUGGGUCGGAAGAUUCAGGCGCAGGUGAAAUGGCUCUUCAGCAGCAGAAUGUAGAAAGUUAUGGAGAGGAUGACCUGCAGAACAACGAAAGCCAAGGUACAGGUUUAAUUAUGAUAGUCUGAUAAUGGGGAGGUGGAUGCCAACCUCAUUCUCACUGGCGUGGUCUGCAAAGGGGACUGUUUUUAUAUGGUCCUUCAUUACUUGACUUAAAUUCCCACUGUUGUUGCUACCCUCUAACAAUUUCACUUGCCAAGCAGAUUUUGGGUGGGGUAGCAGGUGUGUUGUCAGAAAUAGGCUUCUAAAGAUACAAUAAUUCAUUUUUAAAGUGGAUUAUCAUUAUACAGUCACCGGCAUACAUUUGCCAGUAAGUGAUACAUUAAUGCAGAACCAAACAUACAACAGCAUUGUAAAGUUAAGUAAAACUUUAUUGAAUCUCCCAAUCAGGGUUUUUCAGACCCAGCGUACAUAAGCAUAUAGACUCAUAAGGUUACAGUUUGAAAUACUGAAUAAAAUAUCUUAAAACAUUAAAAUAAUUUAUAAAUUAUAACAGAUAAAAACAUCAAUGGGUAACUCUCGUAGCUGACAAGAAAUGAUGCAAAAAGGAAUUCUCUAAGUUUCUUUUUGAAAGUACGAAGGCGGUCUGCAGUAGUGAUCACAAGUGGCAAUGAGUUCAAGAGUUUGAUUUUGCUCUAUAUAGAAACGUUUGUUGACCUGCAGCGGGUUGAUAAGCUGGAAUGUUAAGAUAGGCCUUAUUUCUUGUGUUGCGAUCAUGAAUAGUAGAUUUUGUCACAAAGCAAUCACUCAAGUAACUUAAGGUGCUAGCCCUUUCACACACUUAAACGUGAGAAUGCCUACCAUACACAUCAAAUCAUAACUCACAGGGAGCCAGCAUAACUCCUGAAGAGCCAGUGUUAUAUGAUCAAAUUUGCAUGUAUUAGUGAUUAUUUGAUUAUUCUUACAGCAAAAUUCUGGAUUUUUUGCAGCUUUGAGAUAUUUUUCUUAGUUGUGCGAGGCCAUACUGGAGAACAAUAGAAUAAUUUGCUAAAUACCAGCACAUUAUUGAUAACAUUCCCCAAUGUCCUGGUGCUGAGAAGGUUGUCUCACCCUAUUUAUCUGACCUAAACUACAUAAACAUGAUGAGACAGUGUAUGUAAUACGUUCAUCAAAGCUAAGGGUGGAGUCUACUUGAAGUCCCAGGUGUUGUACAGAGAAGGCUGUAGUAACUUCCUUUCCAAGUAGAUCGAGAGACGUGAAAGUCUGCAGGUAGUCUCUGCAGCAUUUGUCGGGUUUCCAGCACCAUCAACUUGGUCUUGUCUGGGUUGAUCAAAAGAAUAAUAUAGCAGCACCAAGAAGCAGUCUUCAAUAAAUUAUCAUAUUUAAUUUGCUGCAUGGACCACACUGCAAGUAUCUUUGACAGAAAAUGACAAAUAGAGUCUCGAAUUGUCAAAGUCUGAUAAUAUUUCCAGAGAACCAAAUUUCGGGAUGUUGGGAAGGUCGUUCAUGUAGAUGGUGAAUAGGGCCGGACCUAGGAUGGAACCCUUUGGUACACCAUGAGAAAUAGCACCCAGACUUGAGGCCUCAGCACCGAUCGUAUUGUUGACGUCCCGACAAAUAGCUUCCAAACCAUUCCAGAGCGGUACAACCAACCCCCAGUGUCUUUAAUUUUGCCAGAAGUCUACUAUGGUCUAGACUGUCAAAAACGCCUUUGACAAGUCUAGGAGGAAUACAAGUGUCAGUUUUUUUCACAUCCAUCACCUCAAGUGCCUUAUCUGUCAUCAUAACAUUGAGCGUUUCACAUGAAUGCAGCUUCUUGUUGCCACUCUGAUGCUCGGUCACUGCCUCUCUUGGUCAUGUACGUAGUCAAUUGAUUCAGAGCUACUCGUUAGUAAACCUUCGAUGCAACUGGGAGUAGCGAUACAGGGUGGUUAUUGUUUGCAAUCUCAUGAUCUCCUUCCUUAAGUAACGGGGUAACCUCUGAAAUGUUCAAAUGGGAUGGAAAAACUGAUGACAAUAGGGACUGGUUCACGAUGUCUGUAAGUACAGGCAAAAUGCAAGGAAGUGAAUCCUUAAUCACUGACAUAGUUAUCUUGUCAUGGCCAGGUGCCUUAGUGGAUGAAAAAGACAUUAUAAUCCUAUGGAUUUCAUGAGCAGAGACUGUGUGAAAUUGGAAUUUAUCUGCUUCACAUGGUAAAUUUGUUUAGGAACAAGUACGUUCUAGAAUUAGUUCACAAUCAAGGUAUAGGUACACUAGAAUUUUCCCUAUUUAUAGUCUCUUUCAUUUUGCUUCACACAGGUUUUAAAAUAACAUGUCAAAUAGUCCUUGUUUUGAAGCAAUAAUAUAUCCCUGUUAAAUAUAACUUCUGACUGUUGUUUUGCAGGCCCUUUUCCAACAGAAAAUUCCCAUAGGUUCACUGAUUCCUGCAGGCAUCUGGCAGAUUAUUCACCUCCCAAGGAUGUAGGUAUGGUC
Porites lobata is the source of this 9384-nucleotide messenger RNA. The record is from the annotation of a GenBank genome assembly. Lineage: Eukaryota; Metazoa; Cnidaria; Anthozoa; Scleractinia; Poritidae.